Corticium candelabrum is the source of this 966-nucleotide messenger RNA. RefSeq lists its product as uncharacterized. The record is from RefSeq and is a predicted model, not a curated record. NCBI's taxonomy places the organism in Eukaryota, Metazoa, Porifera, Homoscleromorpha, Homosclerophorida, Plakinidae. Bases 4 to 822 code for a protein of 272 amino acids. Gene Ontology annotation, molecular function: oligosaccharide binding. The transcript is spliced from 7 exons.
UCCAUGUGUCCUUGUCCCUAUCAUCUCCAAGAGAAACUCGUGGGAACAAGAAUCAAUCCUGGAAGGUCCUGUAAUGACAUAUUGAUAAGACGUGGUGGCCAACUUAGGAGUGGACCAUAUUGGGUAACAUUCGAGUCUUCCGCCUACCCAUACUAUGUAUUCUGCGAUAUGGAGACUGCUGGAGGAGGCUGGACUCUAGUCACCAAGGUAAAGGGUAACGACGUUCUGAUGAACCGAGUAAACGCAGCCCAAUGGCGAGACGGAAGGUUGAUGGGAAGCACCACUAAUCUUGUGAACGAAAACGCUUUGGGACUUGCGUACACUGCAUUACAAUUCCGUGAUGUGAUGAUACGCAGCCUGACUGACGGCAGAAAACAUCUGGCCUGGAGACAUCCAGUCACAUUUCGAAGCAUUCAGUCAAUCGUAAAGAACUGCACAAGGAUUAGCAAUGGCUACAAACUCUCUGGUAGUAUCCAACAGUUAGAUUACAAAGGAAACCCGAUAUAUCACAACGACUGUACUGAAUUGGUGUACGGCUUUAUGGGAGGAGACUCGAGUCAUGCCACAACUACUGUGGCAGGAUGUGCCAAAGGUCACAAACACGGUCACACUGGUGCUGUCAUUGGAGCCUUUUUGGAUCCACCUAGCGGUGACCGCAAGACACCCAACCAAGACUUCAAAUGUAUCAGUGACUUUGGUAUUGGUGGUGGAUACAUCAGUAUGACCAACCUCGUUGGACGAUACGCAAUCAACGCCCACUAUUGGUCAAGCGGUAACAGCAACACAAACUCGUGGAAUUCGCACGGCGUGUUCGUCAGAUGAAAUGCUAGAAACAAAGAUUUGCUAUUCACGUCACUGACUGUGCAGUGUUUCUGUGUUCAAGUUUUGUUUGAUUGCUAUUCGAAGCAUGCAGCUGUAUUAGUGGAGAAUCACGCAUUAAUUAAAUGAAAAUAUAUUUGCCAGGUU